AUGCCCUGCUCUGAUGAUGUCCGUCCUACGAAGGAUGAAGGCUCAGCACAUUAUCAUCAACAAUUCUGCUGCAGUAAAACCAAUUGGCAGCUGAUCAAGAUGAUUCUGACGUCGUCUUAUGAUGCAACCCAUCGCAUAGUUUCUCGCAAAAUGGACGUGGGCUCCAUACUUGCGAUGAUGACCGUCUCGAUUAUGCGGUUGUGGCAGAGACGAGUCGACCUCCUGACCGUCUACUUUUCAGAGAACUCACUGCUCCUCAGAAUGCUCUCCAGCUCGUCUACAGGACCGAGAGAAGAUGACUCCGGACUUACCGAUGGCGAGGGAGGGCGUGCACAUGAGAGGGUCAGUAGGAGAUGGAAGAUACAAUCGGGAACUGUGAAGAUCCGCCCGUAUCAUCGCCAAGUCGGUGAUUAA
Protopolystoma xenopodis is the source of this 414-nucleotide messenger RNA. The record is from the annotation of a GenBank genome assembly. NCBI's taxonomy places the organism in Eukaryota, Metazoa, Platyhelminthes, Monogenea, Polystomatidea, Polystomatidae.